Messenger RNA from Coffea arabica (coffee), 483 nucleotides. RefSeq names its product beta-amyrin 6-beta-monooxygenase-like. Gene Ontology annotation, molecular function: oxidoreductase activity, acting on paired donors, with incorporation or reduction of molecular oxygen; monooxygenase activity; iron ion binding. The record is from RefSeq and is a predicted model, not a curated record. Gene Ontology annotation, biological process: sterol metabolic process. NCBI's taxonomy places the organism in Eukaryota, Viridiplantae, Streptophyta, Magnoliopsida, Gentianales, Rubiaceae.
AUGGAGAUUGCCGAGUCCAAAGCUCCUGAAGAACUAUUAAAUUUGGAAGACAUCAAGAAAAUGAAAUAUUCUUGGAAUGUGAUAUAUGAAGCACUGAGCCUAACACCACCUAGCUUGGUUAACUUUAGAGAGGCCCAGACUGAUGUCAAUUUUGCAGGUUUCACUAUUCCAAAAGGAUGGAAGGUGCUAUGGAGUCCAUUUACAACCAACAAAAAUCCCAAGUACUUUCAUGAUCCAGAAACUUUUGAUCCGACAAGAUACGAAGGUGAUGGUCCUACAGCUUGCACAUUCUUACCAUUUUCGGCAGGACCACGAAUGUGCCCAGGGAAGGAGUAUUCCAUGUUCUUGAUACUUGUAUACAUUUAUAACGUGGUGAGGAAUUUUAAGUUACAAAAAAUGAUUCAAGAUGAGAAGAUCCAAUACCGUGUUAGCGCAGUUCCAGCCAAUGGCCUCCCCAUCCGUCUACAGCCACACAACAAGUAA